GGCCAUCACAUUGCAAUGUGAAAUGAGCUAUCAAGCAAGUGAGUGAAGGUUGCCGAUGUGUACAUGGUCGUCGAGCUGGACGGACCGCGCUCGGCAGUGAAGAGUGGGGUCCUUAUCGUCACUGACCGUCGACACACCUUCACGUUACAACCAACAAUUCGCUUUCCACCAAAUCAUAACAUCAACUCGCGCUUCUCCUGAACCAAUAGCACUAUAACGCAAGGGAUAUCAUGAGCCAAAAAGCAGCCUCCUCGACAGUCCCGAUCACGGUGACGGAGAUUGAGGCGAUCGCCAAAACAAGAUUGCCGAAGAACGUCUACGACUACUAUUCAUGCGGAGCAGAUGAAGAAAAGGCGCGCGACAGAAAUGUCUAUAUGCUCGAUAGACUUCUAAUCACACCGCGUGUCAUGGUCGAUGUCACACAUAUCGACACAAGCACAACGACCUUCGGCAAACGCCAUCCUUUCCCAGUGGCUUUUGCUCCGAGCGCAAUGCAAAGACUCUGCCAUCCUAGGGGAGAGAUAGAGACUGCGGAAGCUGCAGCAAGUAUCGGUUUAUCAAUGACCUUGUCUUCGCAAUCCACAACUAGCUUGGAAGAUGUGGCAAAAGCCUGCAACAUCUCCAAACCAGACGGCCCGGAUUUCUGGUUCCAGCUCUACCUCACUCAAGACCCUGAGUACAGUCUAAAGCUAAUCAAGCGUGCUGAGAAAGCUGGCUACACUGGUCUUAUACUUACUGUGGACACACCUGUCCUUGGUAAUCGUAUCAAUGAGAGAAAGACACCCCUGGUCCUGCCCGAAGGUAUGAAUCUGGAGAAUUACGACCGUCCCAAGGGUGAGAGAAAGCCAGCAAAGGAGCGCAUCUUUCUCAACGCACACACAGUCGAGGAAGCCAAUGAGAUCGUUAAGGAGUCUGGACCGACCAUGCACAGCUCGAGCCUCACUUGGGAGCACACAAUCCCUUGGCUUCGUAAAGCAACCUCCAUGAAGAUCAUUCUCAAGGGCAUCAUGACUGCAGAAGAUGCAAAGCUGGCUGUCCAGCACGGUGCUGAUGCUAUUGUCGUUUCGAAUCACGGCGGGAGACAACUUGAUUUGGUCCCAGCCACAAUCGAAGUUCUUCCUGCCAUCGCAGGGGCUGUAUCUGGACGCAUCCCUGUUAUAUUUGACGGUGGUGUCCGUCGCGGCUCUGACGUGUUCAAGGCAAUCGCACUUGGAGCUGAUCUCGUGCUGAUUGGACGCCCUGUGCUCUGGGGCUUGAGCUACGACGGAAAGAAGGGAGUGGAGGCUAUUUGUAACAUUCUGGAGAGAGAGCUUUCACGCACUAUGGCUUUGGCUGGCGUCAGAAGUAUCAAGGAGAUCACCAAGGACAGCUUGGGUAUUGCCAAGUGGAACGGCUUUGGUAUUUCGAAGCUUUGAUCACACCCCGCAAGGUCGACCACAGCACAAGUCAUAUUCUUAUCUACUAGAUGAAUUGAUCUCGAGAUAUUUGGGCACAGUCGAUGCUGUUGAAAACAGUAACCGUUUUGAGAGCAGGAGAGAGGCUCUUCGGGCAAGGAGAGCGAUCUCGAAACUUUCAAUGCGCCGCACAUGGUAGGUUAUCGUAGAUAGCAGAUCCCGGCCUAUCGAGUAACCGACAUUCCCAAGCU
This is a messenger RNA of Aureobasidium pullulans EXF-150, 1645 nucleotides long. RefSeq names its product FMN-dependent dehydrogenase. Bases 231 to 1415 code for a protein of 394 amino acids. NCBI's taxonomy places the organism in Eukaryota, Fungi, Ascomycota, Dothideomycetes, Dothideales, Saccotheciaceae. Gene Ontology annotation, molecular function: oxidoreductase activity; FMN binding. The transcript is spliced from 3 exons. The record is from RefSeq and is a predicted model, not a curated record.